Messenger RNA from Cylindrotheca closterium, 1386 nucleotides. The record is from the annotation of a GenBank genome assembly. Lineage: Eukaryota; Bacillariophyta; Bacillariophyceae; Bacillariales; Bacillariaceae.
AUGACUAUGUCAUUCAUACUCGUCACCGCCCUUCUACUGUUGAAACAGUCUGCGGCCAAUGCCAAAGAUGAUGGAUUGGCACUGAAGCCUCCCCUUGGCUGGCGCUCAUGGAAUCUUUACGUUGGAAAUGUCCAUCAAUACGAAUUGGUUGCUAUUAUGAAUGGAUUGGUGAAUCGAACGAGGAAGAAUUGGAAAGGGUAUCCGGUUUCACUCUGCGAUUUGGGGUAUUGCGAUGUUGGUCUAGACGAUACUUGGCAAGCUUGUAAGAGUCCACAGGCCGCACCUGGAAUGCACUACCAUGAUGCUGAGGGGAACCCACUGAUCAAUUACGAUCGCUUUCCCUCCAUGAAGAAUAUGACCGACCAUGCCAAAAGUCUUGGCUUGACUGCUGGCUGGUAUUCCAACAAUUGCGCUUGUAAUGAUCAUUGUAACUUUACCACUGGCGAAUGCGAAAUGCAAAUUCGGCAAGAUUCCAAGGCACUUGUGGACUAUGGAUAUUCUGGUCUAAAAAUUGACGGAUGUGGAAACGAGAAGAAUUUGACACUUUGGGACAAGUAUCUUACUGAAUUUUCUCCCAAGAAUCCAAUCCUUGUGGAGCACUGCGAUAAGAACGACCCAUUGCUGGGACAAGGAUGUCCCACCUAUCACUUUUAUCGAACCAGCGUGGACAUUCGAAACAACUAUCCAUCCAUCAUGCACAAUUUAGGCACAGUUGAGCCUUAUCGGGCCACCAAUUCCAGCUACCCUGGGUGCUGGGCCUAUGCCGAUAUGUUGCAAAUUGGGGUCCGCCAAGGGUUGAAUAUUCAAGAGACUCGAAGUCACUUUGCAGGGUGGGCCAUCGUCUCGUCUCCUUUAAUCUUGAGUCAUGAUGUGAAUGAUGAUGACGUGAUGGAUCGGAUAUGGGACAUUAUUGCCAAUGAUGAAAUCUUGGCAGUCAACCAAGCCUAUUUUGGGGAAUCCGGUGGAGUUUACGACCAAGCCAAUCAGACCGUCUUGCUGGAGUCGGAGGGCGCCUCUGCUAUAUCUCUCCCUGAGUAUCAGUAUCUUUCCAAGCCCAUCGCGAAAAACAAAGUAGCAGUGCUGUUGAUGAACAGUGCAAACGAGACUCGUACUUUGACAGCCAACUUUACAAAUAUCCCAUAUGCGGAUUGCUCACAUGAUGAACAUGGUAGCCACUGUGAUUUCUUGGUUCGAGAUAUUUGGAAUCACUCUUCUCUGGGAAGGUUCCGAGAUUCUUGGUCGAUCGAUGUGGAAAGCCAUGAUGCAGCAUUUAUCACUCUCGAAAAGUUGGGUGGUAUGGAAAACUCUAGAUUGAAUGAGAACAACAAAGAUUCAAAAGGAACGAGACUUGGUUACAGAACACAACCUGCGGCUGUCGUUGCAUAG